GAAUAUUGUCAUCGCUCGGUCUGUUCGACACAACACGGCACGCCACGACUGCCAGGCCACUCGCCUCGUACAAUCAUACUAUACUGUAUACCGAAGCACUCUACGCUGCCAUCCGUAAUUGCGAGUCCCUAGGACUACUAAGCAUCUCCGAGCGAUCGCCGCCAGAGAACCGCUUGCCGUUUUCCCCUGUUCUUCCAGCCACUCAGCAACCUUGCGUCGCACUUGAUCUCCCAGACUCCCCUCUCGGAUCGAUAACCAAUCCGACGCCGCCUCUCUUAACCCGCGAACUCUAUUCGCGCUAACAACUGUUGUGGAAUCCAACCUCACGUCGCCAUCUCAAAAUACUACAGAAAUGGCUCAACCAGGAGUCCAGUCCCUGAAGUGUGUGGUGACAGGUGACGGUGCUGUCGGAAAGACAUGCUUGCUGAUUUCCUAUACAACGAACGCCUUCCCUGGCGAGUACAUCCCUACUGUCUUCGACAACUACUCGGCGAGUGUGAUGGUCGACGGAAAGCCAAUUAGUUUGGGAUUGUGGGAUACUGCUGGUCAGGAGGAUUACGACAGACUGCGACCUCUUUCUUACCCCCAGACCGACGUCUUCCUCAUUUGCUUCUCUAUUGUCAGCCCGCCAUCAUUUGACAACGUCAAGGCCAAGUGGUACCCCGAGAUCGAUCACCAUGCACCAAACAUUCCCAUCAUUCUCGUCGGUACCAAGCUCGAUUUGAGAGAGGACCCCAACACCCUCGAGUCGCUCCGCCAAAAGCGUAUGGAGCCUGUCUCGUACGACCAGGCCCUGAUUUGUGCCAAGGAGAUCAGGGCGCAUAAGUACCUCGAAUGCUCCGCUCUCACACAGAGGAAUCUCAAGAGCGUUUUUGACGAGGCCAUUCGCGCCGUCUUGAACCCCCGACCUGUCGUCCAGCAGAAGAAGAAGUCCAAGUGCACGAUUUUGUAAACGCGUUCAAGUGAUCUUCAGCGUUGCAGGUUAAUAUUGGAAAUGGUGUAAAGAGGUGGAUUACACAACCAGUUCUUCGCUACCUGUCCGUUAAGACUGGACCAUGUUGCACGUCUCUGUGCCUUGCGCUUAUUUCAAAGAACGACACUACUUUCGGAGGCACACUGCAGAGAGCUCAGCUCAGCUCAUCCUGCGAAGAUCGCAACGACCCCAACUAUUCGAUUUCGCUUACCUCCCUUGCCUGGCCUUGUUACAGACAUGGCUAUGUAUCACAGAUACGUUGCGGCGGUGUGACGAAUGGAAUAUGCUUUGUUGUCGCUUCUCUCUUUCUUUCGCCUGGGAAAAGACUGAAUAUGACA
Messenger RNA from Colletotrichum navitas, 1311 nucleotides. Its product is annotated as ras family protein. Lineage: Eukaryota; Fungi; Ascomycota; Sordariomycetes; Glomerellales; Glomerellaceae. Gene Ontology annotation, biological process: regulation of actin cytoskeleton organization; establishment or maintenance of cell polarity; small GTPase-mediated signal transduction. Bases 353 to 952 code for a protein of 199 amino acids. Gene Ontology annotation, molecular function: protein kinase binding; GTP binding; GTPase activity. The record is from RefSeq and is a predicted model, not a curated record. Gene Ontology annotation, cellular component: cytoskeleton; cytoplasmic vesicle; cell projection. The transcript is spliced from 6 exons.